This is a messenger RNA of Cinara cedri, 7893 nucleotides long. NCBI's taxonomy places the organism in Eukaryota, Metazoa, Arthropoda, Insecta, Hemiptera, Aphididae. The record is from the annotation of a GenBank genome assembly.
AUGGCGUUAACUAAUAUAUUAUUAUUGACGCUCUGUGCCAAUUGGCCACCUUCAGACAUUACAGUGACUACUGUUCCUCCGCCGUGGCAAUGGAGUAAGUUAUUUAUACGUUUUUCAUAUAGAAAAGAUCAUUACUAUUUAUGUGUACCUAUAGGCCUAAUAGCAUGUACACAUUUUUUUUCAUCUAAGUGCGUUAUAGCUGUAAGUUAAGUUGUAAUGUUGGUUUGGUAUGUAAUCAAUGAUGGAACAUGUAAACAGGAAUCUAUUAAACAUAACCGCGGUGAUGAUACCUAUAAUUGAUCUGCCAUUGAAAGAGCUUAUAGAAGUGGAAGGACAUAUUUCUAAGAGAACAUCAACAUUUAAAUGCAUAGAAAUACCUAGUAAAUACCACAGUAAAAUGUGAACUAAUUCAAGUUGUGUACGAUCAACAGAGGAGGGGGAGAGGCUGGAACUUCUUUAGUUCGUCAAAUUUUUUUUGCUAACAAAUAUUUGUAGUAUAUACAAACUAAUAACUGUCAUUUGGUUCAUAACGAAUCAAACAUUGAAUGCAGUUUUUAAUAUUUAAAAUUAUCAUCUACUCUUUAAAAAUAGGUAGCUUAUUAAAAAUUUGUCAGUAAUCAUAUUACUUUAAAGCAUUUAUUUUCCAUACAGUCUCUGAACAUAAAGCAAAACAUAUGAAUAGCAGUAAUUAUCAAUGUGAUCUAAAAAACAGCCAGCAAAUUCAGCACGAAAUAUUGCGGGGCAAACGAUUGAAAAUCGCAACAUUUCCUGUGAGUAUAAUAAAUAACGCAGGUACCUACUUCGACUGCCCCAACUAAAAAGGUAUUAUCUCAUUUUUAAUAAAAAUAUUUUAAAACAAACAUAUACAGUUGUUUUUGAUGAAAAUCAAAGUUGUAGUAAAUUAUGCAAUUAAUAAAUAUCUAAUCUCUGUGGAUUUUUUGAGAUAUGAUCGUUUUCGUGGGCGAUAGAGAAAACACUCCACUACUAGAUCACCCUACUAAUAACAAGAAAUAUUACUUCAUCGAGAUAUUACCUUUUUCGCUGGGCAGUCGACUUAUACAUGUGUAUACUGCCGUGUCCUAAUCGAAUAAACUAUAAAUAAAGCUACGGACAUACUUCGCACAAUGGUGGGCUACUGUUGAAGGAAAUUGGGAAGGUUGAGGGAAAAUUUAAUGUAUAUCUUUACGUACCUUUAAUGUAUAUUUUUUCGGUUUUUCCCAUUUAUUAUGAAAACUGCUGGGGAAAUUAAAAAAUGACCACCUUAAAGUACCACCUCAGUUAGAUUUUUUUGAGAAUAAGUAUUCCACUUGAAAAUUGGAGUAAAAUGUAUGGUAGAAAAGUUGUUCACAGAUAAAAAAAAAAAAAAAAAAAAACAUCAUUGUAAAACCAUUGUAUUCUUCGCUCGGCUCAGAAUCUAAAAGGUAGAAAUUAGAAAAAUAAUUCAUAAACUCAUGUACGUGUAUCGUGUACUGUGCUGAAAUGUAUUUUUAGUCAUUUUUCACAUUCAUAAAAAUUCUAUAUCUUAAACAAAUGCUAGAAAAAAUUAGGUUGAAACAAAUCACGAAAAACUGUUAUUGAAAAAAAAAGGUUACAUAAAGAGUUGUUUAAUUUUUACCUGUAAGCAACAAUAAACCAUUGCAAAUGAAAAACGAUUCAGAGUGACAUUCGGUUAUACAUGUUUUGAUGGGCUGUAAAAUUUACGAUUUUCGUCAAAAUUUGAUUUUAAAAUUCUUAAAAAAAAAAUUACAUUACACUGUACUAAGCCACGUAGUAUACGCAUAAUACUUUUUUCGUGAUUUUUAUGUUUUUUUGUUGUUGUAAUUUAAUUAAACAAAACCGUAGAUACCUGAGUUUUCUCUGAAUUCUUAUAUUGGCCCUUUUUUUACAGGUAAAAUUAUUCUGGUCAUUUUUGAAUUACCUAUCUAUUAUAGCCAUUUAAAACUUUGAGUUUUAUUUGAUUUUACGUAAAUAAGAUAAUAUGACUUCUUAUUAAUGUUUAAAAAUUAGAUUUCCUCAUUGAUUUAUUAUUGUUAUGACGAUAAGAAAAAACUGUAGUCUCGGUUUAAAAUUUAAAUUUGUAAAACAAGCUUUUAAUACAUGUUUAACCAAAUUUCGCUCCGAAUCGUUUUUUCUUAACAAUAAUUUAUCGUUGAGUCCAGAUAAAACGGGUUAAGACAUUUAGAGGCCCCGGAACUAAACUUUUCAAUGAGGCUCUUGUUGAAAGGCUAAAUUUAUACAUUUUUUAAAAAUGUUUAUUAAUCAAUGUGUUUUAACAAAAAAAAAAAAAAUGAAUAGUAUAGAUACAUUAUAUAGAUCUCAACUCAAAGGCCACAAGUAUUAUUUAAAUAAAUACAUAUAUUAUUUUUAACAAAGUUACUAGUAGUUUAAACUAUAUAACAAUAAGAAUAAGUCACCAUUAGGCAACAAAAAAAAUUAAAAUAUCAGAAUGCAAAGUUAACGGUCAAAUACAUACGUAUAAAAAAUAAUACAUAAAGAACAUACUAUGGCAAAAACCGAGGCCUUGGGAGUCUGGUGGUCCGGGAGUUAUGGCCCUCCCUGAACCUCCCUUAAUUUGGGCUUGAGUACAAAUAUAAAUAAAUAAAAUGAUCCUGUGUAUUCUACCUUCCUAACUUGCCCACUAUAUAAUAGUACUGCAGCGGCCCUCACUAUGCUGCCCUUUUAUACAUUUCAUGCGGCUCGUACUAAAACUGAGUUUUACAUUUAUAAGUUUAACAUACUACACUUUUAAAAAGCAAAUAAAAUAAAAUACAUGAAAUAUUUUUUAUUGAACUUAUCUUAUUAUUCUUAUUGAUUUCAUCUAUCAUCUAUUUUUACCAUUUAUUAAAUUACCAGUUUGACAGUUAAGUAGUUACGAAAAUGAGUUUAUUUAAUACAAAAUAAAAUACGACAAUCGAAGACCCUUUUUAUUUAGGUCAGUACUGCGCAAAUUCAAAUUGAUUUACUGCAUGCGGCCCAUAAGUAAUUCUAGAAAAUGAUAUUCAAUCUUUUCCAAAAUCCUAGUGGAAACCGUUACAUUAGUGACACACUCAUCAACAGUAUACAUUUUGUUUUUUGUACAGAAUUCAAAACCUUUAAGUUGGGUUACAAAAGAAAUAAACGGUACACUCAUUGGCCAUGGCAUUGCAUUCGAAAUUGUGGAAACUCUCCGUCAACGGUAUGGUUUCACCUAUGACGUUGUGGUGCCGAAAAGAGAAACUCUGUUAAAUGAAAACGGUAGUAUCAUGUACAUGCUAGUCAAAGGGGUAAGAUAUAAAAAAAUAAAAACUAAUUUUCGUUAAUAAUCAUAACUAUGAUGUAUUUAUUUAAUAAUCAUAUAAAUAAUCAGAUUAGUAAUUUACGUGAUUUCAAAUUGAAUACAUUGAUAGGAAAAUAUAUUUAAUUAGGAAUUUAUCAUUGUGUACAUUUUACUAAGUAUAUCAGAUAUUAGAAUAUAUAAGACAUAACAGUUAUUUGAACUUUAAAAAUUGUAUGAUUAACUGUAUUAUAUAUAAUUACUAUAGGGAUAGCUAUAAUGUUAGUCAGAUUUACUAAAAUUAUGUAGUUAUGGUAACUAUAAUAAUAAUAGUAACAGCUAAAACACUUUUAGUAGUAAAUACUAAUUACUAAACAUUUUAGUAAAUAAACAUAUAUUUUAAAGUAGCCAUUACUAAAUUUUUAGUCAAUACUAUCAGUACAAAGUUGAAAAUAAUAAAUGCGAGAAAUAAAAAUGCAUUAAAGCUCUUGCCACAGAAUAUAGAACUUGGAACCUCUACACCUAACGCAAAUCAAUUUAACCACUAGACUACCUACAUAACUAUUGAUAUUGGGGACCGUUUCAUGGGUAUAUAAGCUAUCAAGUCACUUUUAAGGUAACUAAAUAACUAGUUCAUAUUUAUCCGGCCUUGAAUUUACAAGCGGAGGGGAUAUGUUGGGUUCUAUUACAUAAUUAUGUAGUAAAUAUAUAAUGUAUCAUAUUUUAUAUUAUUUUAUUGGUAUGCAUGUUAGUUAAGGUACUCACUUUGACGAGUACCUUAACUAACAUUCAAUGACCUUAAUACUUUAAAAAUUUAAUUUAAUAAACAUUAGCUAAAUCGUCUAAUAUCUUUAAUGAAUUAAUAAGAUUGUCGGAGAUGUAUUAUGAGUAAUUAAUAAUUAAUGAAUGAUUAAUGACUAUAUAUCCUAAGCCUAACCUGUUAAUAACUUAGUUCUUUUAAAAUUUAAGGAACUUAUGAAAUCGUACCAUUUUCUUCAGACUAAGUGAAUUUAAUACGGACAUUUCUUUUUUCCCAAACAAUGUUAUAUGUAGGUACUUAUUUUUAUUGUAAUUUCAACUAUUAAUAUUAGUAAAUUAUUUUAACUAUAUUUUUGAGACAAUUUAAACAUUUAAAAAAUGUAGUAACUAUAAAAUAUAGUAAACAUUACCAUAACAAACAACUAUAUUUAUAUACGUAUAUUACGUCUUCAUAGUUAUUUAUACAUUUGAAAACGUAAUUAAAUGUUAAUCGUUCUUCGUUAAUUUAAUUGAUUUCCAAUCAAAAAUGCAUUAGUUUAAUUUUUACAGAACUUAUUUAACCAUCAAAUGAUUCAAAUGUUUGUUUUUCAAUCAUUUUUUAAUUUAUUAGAGUACAUAUUUAUUUUUUUACUGUUUAAAAAUAAAUGCUAUUUAAAAAAAAAAACUUGGAGGUAUACUUCAUCAAAAUAAUUAAUUAGGCAAGUACUAGAAUCUAUAGAUUGAUUUGUACUUAAUAUUAAUGACUAUAUACACAGCAUUGUAUAUCUAUUACUGUCCAGUACCCAUUUUAUGUAUUGUUUUUUAAAUUAACACUGAUUAAAAAAUAUUAUUUUUAGAAUGAUUUGAGUAAUAAUUUUAGCUGAUACUCUUUAAUACUUUAAUGUGUAUCAAUUAUAUAUUUUACAUAUAUAUAUAUCUAUUAUAUACCUAUUUGCUUCAGGAAGUAGAUAUGGCAGCUGCUUUUAUACCGGUUUUGCCGGGAUUGGACCAUAUUGUCAAGUGGGGAAUUGAAUUGACUCAAUUUCAAUAUGUUGUACUAAUGAAAAGACCUAAGGAAAGUGCUACUGGAUCUGGUUUAUUAGCGCCUUUUGAAACCGAAGUAAAUUUUUAAAAAAAAAAAAAAAAAAAAAUGCUUAUAUUAUUCUGUAUGUAGUAUGUGUAAGGUAAAUUGAUUUUACUUUUUCAGGUUUGGUUGUUGAUUUUAAUAUCUUUGAUAGCGGUGGGGCCAAUUAUUUACGGUAUUAUGUUAUUGAGACACAAACUUUGCGGUCAUGAGUCUGUUGUGUAUCCAAUACCCUCAUGCGUAUGGUUUGUGUACGGUGCUUUAAUGAAACAAGGGUCAUCUUUAAACCCAGAUACCGGUACGCAUAGCGAGUGGAAGAGCUUAAAUUUGUAGAUUUCUGUUUUUCAAUAAGUACUUAAAUUCGUAUACAAACUUAAAAUAAAUAUAUCGUAGGUAUAUUUUACAUAUUCUAAACAAUACUCUGAAUUUAGAAUAACUUGUUUUGAUAAUAUUUCAUUGUGAUCCGAACAUUGCGUAUGAUUAUACCUAUUUUAAUCUAAAUAUUAUAAUCUAAUAUGUACUUACUAUUUAACAUAAUAUUAUGUAGAUUCUGCCAGAUUGAUAUUCGCCACGUGGUGGAUAUUCAUAAUGAUAUUGACCUCGUUUUAUACGGCCAAUUUGACUGCGUUUCUAACGCUGUCUAAAUUCACAUUGCCAAUUAAAAGACUUGAAGACAUUGCGGAUAACGAGUACCGGUGGAUCGCCUCGGAGGGUAGUGCCGUAGAGUACAUUGUUAAAGUGGACAACGAUCUGGAGCCGCUCAAACAAUCGAUGUUUGAAGGAAACGGACAGUUUAUGGAAAUAAAUAUCGACGAAAUUCAAACGAUUUUAAAUUAUAUAUCGUCGGGUGAUUGUUAUAGUAAUGAAUAAUAAUAAACUAAAUUGAUAAUUAACGAAUUUUAACAUCGACGCACGAAAUAUCACAGGCCUAUCUACCUAUAAAUAACAUUUUUAAUAAACAAUCUUGUUUAUAUUAUAAAUUAUUUUCGCAGGAACGCUGCUUUUACACAAUAAAAAUUGGCUCAAUUUUUUAAUGUUACACAUCGAGAGAUCAAUAACGGAUGACAAGGAACGGUGCCGUUACGUGUUGACAACGGAUCCGUAUUUAACGAGAUCAAUGUCAUUCGUCUACCCUAAGUACAGUAUUUUACCGCCGCUAUUUAAUGAAAUGUAAGUUUACAAUAUUUCUGAUAUUUAAUGUUAAAUAUUUGAUUGUAUUGUAUUAUUGUUUAUUUAUUUUUAAUCUGAUUAAUGAUUUUAAUUUAAUUAUUACUGCGCAUGCAGUUUCCAAUAUUCAAUACGAAUAAAUAACAGCAGAUGUGUGACUAGGACGUAUGUAUCCCAUAUACUUAUACUAAAUUUUAUAGUACCCGUGGAUUAUAUGUGUAGGAAUAUAUUGUAUAAUGUAUAAAUUACUGAAAUAUUAUACAAUUGUGCAAACGAUUCAAUUGCAUGAUGCAAUUUACGAGUGAUACAGUGGUAAAUAGUAAACACCCUCUAUUUUUACCCCUUCCAGGUAAUCGCAACAUGUUUGAGAACAUUUUGACAUUUAUAUCUGUAAAUAAUGUAGAACAUGUUUGAGUAUAUAAAUAAAUUACGUACAUUUUUACAAACAAACUGAAUAUCCCUUGGUACUUUUGUAUAUUAUCCUGAUUGUCUCUGAUUCCAUGAAUUCCGUUAUUCUGGUUUUUUCAUCUCCCACCUCUUGCUUUAUCCAAUAUCGGUAUCAGGUUUGGUCGGUUAUUUGGAUCAACCGGUAGGUUAGGUUUUCGUUACUUUUUAAUAGAGAUACGGUUUACAUAUACCUUUGAACGUUGUAUUAAUUUCGACCUACCUAGAGUAUUAAGGUUAAAACAUAGGUACAAAAUGGGGGUCUGUAUAGGCUUCGACCACCUCUCAAUAAGCCAAGCUCUCCCAAAUCCAAGUCCUUAUCAAAUAUCAAAAAACUAUUACGUUUAAAUAACCAGUAUUAUGGGGUGUCGAGCCCUCGAAAAAUAUUUGUGCUAUUAUUGCGGCUACAACUAAUGGUAUUUACACCAGGUAUUCGGUCGCAAGCUAUCAGUGAAUAUCCACGGUGUUAGUAAGGCACGUGUUUAAAAAAAUUAAAUACCCGCUGAUGUAAGCCGAUGCCUUUAAUACUAAUAGUAUUUUAUAGCGGGUUUAAUAUUCAACUACUACAAAUAAACACGUGCCCACACUCGAUAUUUAAACUUUGGAUUUCAAUCGUCUUCUAUAAUUACCUAUUAUAUUAUAAACGCUGCAGUAUACCUGUUCUAUGAUGUGCCGCAGAAUGUUGUCGUACAUGGAGUCGGGUAUCGUAAAACACCUGCAAACCAAAGACCUGCCGGAAGCGGUCAUCUGCCCGCUGAACCUGGGCAGCAAAGAGCGGCAGCUCCGCAACUCGGACCUGUACACCACGUACGCGGUGGUGGUGUGCGGGUUUUCGAUGGCCGCGGCCGUGUUCACGCUCGAGUUGCUGUCCACGCGCACCGGUUGGUUCGUGGCAGCCGAGUUCGCGGUGGAUGGCCGCCGACACCACGGACACAGCGCCGUCCAGUCCGAGAUCUCGGCCUUCGGCAGACCGUCCAAGUCCGUGUAUCCGUUCAGCCAUCGGGACAACGUGAACGCCGCGUCCGCCACCAGGUUCGCUUUCGACGGCGCGCAGUCCGGUCGAGGAUUCGCCGCCGUCGACAACACCUGCUAUAAUAUCGCCGGCGGUGGCGGCGGCGGCAGUGGCGGUGCCAUGAACAUUGCGGCCAAAGUUUCGCCAUCGUUGCUGUUGUUCAACGGGAAAUCGUUACCGCGUUUUCAAUAUUAG